CCAAAUUGUUUAGAAAAACAUUAUAUCCAAAAUCACAAAACAAAAAACAAAUGAGACCUUCAGCUUCAACUCCACCUCCAAGAAACUCCACCGGCGCCGCCGCCGCCACCGCCGCCAUCGACACCGGAUUUGGAAACUGGCACUCUCCCAUCCCAUAUCUCUUCACAGGCUUAGCCAUCGUUUUGGGUCUCAUUGCCAUUGCAUUGCUCGUCCUCUCUUGCUCCUACUUGCAUUCCCCUUCCGAUUCUCACUCCCCCGCCGCCGCCGCCUCUCCUGCCCCCGACGAACAAGAAAAGCUGCCCAACGGUGCCCGGGACUCGGAGCCGACCAUUCUCGUUAUUAUGGCCGGAGACGAUAAUCCUACCUUCUUCGCCAAACAAACAACUCUUUGACUGUAAAAAAUCUCCCUUUUUUUUUUUGUAUAGUUUUUUUUUUUCAUGUGAUCUAACUGAUUUCUUCAUCAUUUUUCCAAUUUUGAUGGUAAAUUUAAUGAAUUUCGUUAACGUUCCUCAAAUUUUAAAUCGAUCGAAUGAACCCGUAACAUACUUUUAAUUAUUUCAAGGUUU
Molecule: messenger RNA, 566 nt
Organism: Cucurbita pepo subsp. pepo (vegetable marrow)
Lineage: Eukaryota; Viridiplantae; Streptophyta; Magnoliopsida; Cucurbitales; Cucurbitaceae
Source: RefSeq, a predicted model, not a curated record